Molecule: messenger RNA, 976 nt
Organism: Raphanus sativus (radish)
Lineage: Eukaryota; Viridiplantae; Streptophyta; Magnoliopsida; Brassicales; Brassicaceae
Product: UPF0725 protein At1g02770-like
Exons: 1
Coding region: 32-883 (283 amino acids)
Source: RefSeq, a predicted model, not a curated record
UACAACAAAAAGGAGUUUGAGCGUGCUUUGAAUGAGUAUUGGCGUGGUGUAUAUAAAAUCCGAGGGUUUUGACAUUGAAGGUAUCGUAGGACCAGUGGGUAAUGUUAUGUCCGGACAGAUGGUAUCCUUUGAUUGCGAAGGUCUCAACUCCCGUAAUUGUCCCCUUGGUUGGAAGGUUAAGUGUUACGGGAAACUUGGUCUUCAUCGUUACAAUUUGAUCAAGGGUACAAACUUGGAGCUACAUAGUUUGUUCAAAUUCAACAAGUGGGGCUCUGGUGCUUCUUCCUUCUUCAUCACUUUGGCUGCUAGUCAUGAUGCAUUUAGCCUCCCUUGCAUGCAAACUUUUCAGGUUCGUGUUGAUGAACAGCAGUAUGCAUGUCUAAAUGUGUCGUUUGUACUGUUGCCCGGUUUAGCAGCGGUGACACCUCCGCACGGGCAGCACCAACUCUCACAGACAGUUCAGUGCGUGGAGAAUUGCCUGCUUGGCCUUCAUAUGCUGAUGAUAUCCAACGGUUUUACAUGGUGGAUCAAUCAGAGUUACUUAGCACCCACUGGAUUCGUUUGUACCUCGAGCUUGUUCUUUGUUAUAAAAUUUGGGAAACUGCCAGAGGGGAAGUUGGAGUUUGUAAAAGUGGCUAUAGAAACUGACGAGGAGACUCCGCUCAAGGCCAAAAGUUCAGUCCUCUAUAUAGCUUUUAAAGGAUUGGCUGUUGAUGGUGCUGAUGAGUCAGUUGAACAGAGAGCUAUAAUCAAAAGCGAGUUCAAUGAGCUUACAGGAUGCUUGGCUGUCAAGGAUGAGUUAUGCAAAGGUGAAGAUUAUGUUGCUCCUACAAGUGUAUUCGAGCGCCGCCUUGCUUAUCACCUAAGCAGAGUCCGCGCUUAGUUAGGCCACUAUCUGUUGUUUUGUUUUUUAUAUUUGGUAUCUUCGACUUUGGUGUCUUCGACUUUGCUGUAAUCAUAUAACUAUUUCUGUGUU